AUGCUUACGAAACGAAAGAGAUUGGAAGAGGAUGAUGACAACAACAACAAUAAUGACGAGAUGGAGGACGAUAAUGACGACGACGUCGAUGAUGACGAUGAUGAAGGUGCCAAUGAGGUGAAGAUAAAGAUUAGACGACUAUACAUUGAUAAUAAUAAUAUAAAUGCUCUACAUUUGUUGAAUCAUCAGCAACAACAACAACAACAACUACAUCUACAUGAUCGACUACCUCUUUACAAUACUCAGCAACAACAACAUGGCACCACCGCUGGUACAUUCUAUCAUCAACAGCAUCAACAACAACAAAUAGAUGAUGAUGAUAAUAUGAGGAGUGAUUCUAGUGUUGUUGUUGAUGAGAAUGUAAAGAAACAGUAUCAUAUCUACAUUCAACAUCAACAGACAUUGAAUAGGGACAGUCUCUAUCAAUCAAUAUCAAACAUACACAUAUCGCCAAUGGUGUCUGAUGAUGCUCGAGCAAUCACACCGGCGACAUCGACAACUGUCGACUACAAGACAACCGAUCAAACACAACCAGGUUCACUCUACUCUGGCAUCAACAAUACUUUGAGACUGGCACAUAUAGACAGAGUUAGACAAAAGUAUGGAUUGAGGCCACUGGCUAAUCCACAACAUCAGCAACAACAACAACAUCAACAACAUCAUGGGCAGCAUUAG
Messenger RNA from Acytostelium subglobosum LB1, 675 nucleotides. RefSeq lists its product as hypothetical. The coding region runs from base 1 to 675 and encodes 224 amino acids. The record is from RefSeq and is a predicted model, not a curated record. The transcript has a single exon. NCBI's taxonomy places the organism in Eukaryota, Evosea, Eumycetozoa, Acytosteliales, Acytosteliaceae.